Molecule: messenger RNA, 1650 nt
Organism: Phycodurus eques (leafy seadragon)
Lineage: Eukaryota; Metazoa; Chordata; Actinopteri; Syngnathiformes; Syngnathidae
Product: lysophosphatidylserine lipase ABHD12-like
Exons: 11
Coding region: 391-1536 (381 amino acids)
Biological process (GO): phosphatidylserine catabolic process; monoacylglycerol catabolic process
Cellular component (GO): endoplasmic reticulum membrane
Molecular function (GO): monoacylglycerol lipase activity; phosphatidylcholine lysophospholipase A1 activity
Source: RefSeq, a predicted model, not a curated record
UCAAGCAGCGCGCCGAGGAAGCAUCGCGGCCCGCUGCGCCUUCCGAGCUCGACCCGUCGCCGCUCAUGAAGCCCUUCGCCAGGUUGCCCAGGUUUGCCCUCUCCAUCGGCUUCCAUUCUACUCGGGGGCUCUGACCGCUCGACCGGAAUUGGCCAACGUCUCGUUGGGUCAACGUCACGCAUUCCACGGAAGAAGCCUGCUAGUGAGGAGGACAACAACAACAACAACAACAACAACAACAACAUAGCAGCAUGACUUCAUCAGAGGAAGGCGCUUGUGUGUUGAGGGGCAGUUUAGGCAGGAGACCCUUUUGGACACUUUCCUACAUUUCCCCAUUUUGCAAAGGGAAGUCCGAGAGCAAACCAUCGCAUCUGAUCCAGGGGCGGCGUGAUGUCCAAGGCGUGGCGCGCCGCCCGGUGGCUGCUGCUGCUGUACGCGUCCGUGCCCUUCAUCGUCAAGCUGUGUCCGUCCAUUCAGGCCAAACUCGUCUUCCUCAACUUCGUGCAGUUGCCCUUCUUCCUGGACCUCAAGCGACCUUCGGACGCCGGCCUCAACCACACGCUCAACUUCUACCUGCGGCCGGAACGGACGCUCAGCAUUGGCGUGUGGCACACAGUUCCUUCAGACAUGUGGAGAGAAGCUGAAGGCAAACCCGAAGAAUGGUUUGAAUCCACACUAAGCUCCGCCCACCCAGCCGUCCUCUAUCUCCAUGGAAACACAGGGACCAGAGGCGGCGACCACAGAGUUCAACUGUACAAGGUCCUCAGCUCGUCGGGCUACCACGUGCUCGCGUUUGAUUACCGAGGCUGGGGCGAUUCUCAGGGCUCGCCGUCGGAGAGCGGGAUGACGUCGGACGCGCUGUUCGUGUACGAAUGGCUGAAGAAGAGGCGGGGCGGAGGUCGAGUGUACAUCUGGGGUCAUUCGCUGGGAACGGGCGUGGCCACCAACCUGGUCAGACAGCUGUGUGACGGAGGAAGUCCUCCUGACGCUCUGAUCCUGGAGAGUCCUUUCACCAACAUCAGAGAGGAGGCCAGGAGUCACCCCUUCGCCGCGGUAACGGCCACGUCACGCCCACGACACGCCACCCUCGUCGCGCGCCCGUCACGUGACCGCCCGCCUUGUUGUUGGCAGGUGUACAGACACCUGCCUGGUUUUGAUUGGUUCUUCCUGGACGCCAUCGCCGCCAACGACAUCCGCUUCGCCAACGACGACAACGUGAAUCACAUCUCGUGCCCCGUGUUGAUCCUUCACGCCGAGGACGACCACGUGGUUCCGUUCCACCUGGGCAAGGAGGUAGGUGUGGCGGACAGCCCGUCGGAGGAGAGCGGGGUCGCGAGUCCCGAGUCACGCCGCCUGUCGCGUGUCCCUCAGCUGUACGAGGUGGCGGCGCGCUCCGAGAGCCUCGGCGGUCACAAAGUUGAGUUUGUGGCCUUCCCCUCGUCGCUGGCCUACAGGCACAAGUUCAUCUACAGGAGCCCCCGGCUGCCCGCCAUCCUCAGCGAUUUCCUGGGCACGCCUCGUCCCAGCAAAGAGUGAUGCCACGGAUGACGACUCUACGACGACUUUGUUUUCAUGUGAUGAUUUUUUCCUGCUCGUAUUAAGACUGUUACACGUGAAUGACCAAUAAACUAUUUAUGCUUUUAAAUCAAA